AUGAGGUGGGAGCUGGAGCGUCAGAGAGGAAAGGAACCAGCGCCGGAAGGGUGCCGUGGAAGUCGUGGCUGCAAGGUAUUUGGUGCGCGCAAGCGACGACUGAGGGGCUUCCGCGCUCCCCGUGGCCAGCGCAGAGGGGAAACGGGCACCGCCAACUCGCCCGUUUCGCCAGUUCGCGUGCCUCCAGCGCUUGCUGCCACUGCCCGCGGUGCUAACAUCCACGGGCUGUCCCCCCCGCCUCCUGCUUACAGCCAGCCCCUGCCGUGGUAUAAUACCAUCUGGUAUUGUAUUACACAGUAUGGUAUCUAUCCUUUGUGGUUGAGAAAAGGGGAUCAGCCCUUUCUUCUGGUUUCUGCGCAGACCUGUACAGACCUGUACAGCUGCCCGGGAUCGUUGUCGUAUUGA
Messenger RNA from Histoplasma capsulatum G186AR, 405 nucleotides. RefSeq lists its product as uncharacterized. Lineage: Eukaryota; Fungi; Ascomycota; Eurotiomycetes; Onygenales; Ajellomycetaceae. The record is from RefSeq and is a predicted model, not a curated record. The transcript has 2 exons. Bases 1 to 405 code for a protein of 134 amino acids.